Messenger RNA from Nematocida parisii ERTm1, 273 nucleotides. RefSeq lists its product as uncharacterized. NCBI's taxonomy places the organism in Eukaryota, Fungi, Microsporidia. The transcript has a single exon. Bases 1 to 273 code for a protein of 90 amino acids. The record is from RefSeq and is a predicted model, not a curated record.
AUGCAAGCCAAUUUAAGUAUUUUAAUUGUUGGGAUAUUCCCAUUUAAAAUGAAUCUAGUUAUAUUUGAGCUAAACUACAAUAUGUUUUUAUUGAAUGCUUCUGGUUAUUGCCAUAUAGGCAUCUUGUCUAUCUCAAGAGUUUUUUCUAUUCUUUCAUUUGGCAAGCUGUUAAAAGGGAAUCUAGCUAAAUACCAGCAUUUUAAUAAAAUUCCUGUUUUAUCGAAUGCUUUAAAAUACAGAACUAGAAAUAUUAUAGCUAGUCCCAAAAUUUAA